Molecule: messenger RNA, 1551 nt
Organism: Sordaria macrospora k-hell
Lineage: Eukaryota; Fungi; Ascomycota; Sordariomycetes; Sordariales; Sordariaceae
Biological process (GO): ketone body catabolic process
Molecular function (GO): succinyl-CoA:3-oxo-acid CoA-transferase activity
Source: RefSeq, a predicted model, not a curated record
AUGUCUACAGCUCUUAGGACGUUGAGGGCGUAUGCCAAGUAUGGCAACAACCACACCGCCCUCCUAGCCCGGUGCUUCUCCACCACCCUCCGCCGCCCGGAGAUCAACAAGAUCUACCCCUCCGCCUCCGCCGCCCUGGCCGACAUGAAGCCCAACACCACCCUCCUCUGCGGUGGCUUCGGCCUCUGCGGCGUGCCCGACACUCUCAUCGACGAAGUGAUCCACAAGCCCGAAAUCACCGGCCUGACCGCCGUCUCCAACAACGCCGGCACCGACGCCUCCGGGCUCGGCAAGCUUCUCAAGACCAAGCAGAUCAAGAAGAUGAUCGCCUCCUACAUCGGCGAGAACAAGACCUUCGAGACCAUGUACCUCACAGGCGAAGUCGAGCUAGAGUUGACGCCGCAGGGCACUCUGGCGGAGCGCUGCGCAGCCGGCGGCAAGGGUAUUCCGGCCUUUUACACCCCCGCGGCCUUCGGCACCGUAGUCCAAACGGGCGAACUCCCCCUCAAAAACAAGCCCGACGGCACGCCCGACAUCUUCAGCUACCCCAAGGACGUGAAGGUCUUCAACGGCAAGUCGUACCUGCUCGAACACUCCAUCGCAGGCGACUACGCCUUUGUCAAAGCCUACAAGGCCGACCGCCUCGGUAACUGCCAGUUCCGUCUCGCGGCGCACAACUUCAACGGCGCCAUGGGGCGCAACGCCAAGGUGACCAUCGUCGAGGCCGAGCACAUUGUCGAGCCGGGUGAGAUCCCUCCGGAGGCCGUGCACUUGCCUGGUAUUUACGUCUCGCGCGUCAUCCAGUCUACGGCCGAGAAGAACAUUGAGAAAUUCACCUUCGCCAAGGACCCCAAUGACCCCGAGGCCAAGAAGGCGCUUGGGUCAGGCGAGACGGCCAAUAAGCGCGAGCGCAUCGUGCGCAGAGCGGCCAAGGAGUUCAAGAAUGGCAUGUACGCCAACCUCGGCAUCGGCAUGCCUAUGCUCGCGCCCAACUUCGUCGAGGAGGGCGUGGAAGUCCUUCUCCAGUCCGAGAACGGCAUCCUUGGCUUGGGACCCUACCCGAAGAAGGGCGAGGAGGACGCGGAUCUGAUUAACGCCGGCAAGGAGACUGUCACGCUGGCCCCCGGCGCGGCGGUGUUUGGGUCCGAGGAGUCGUUUGGCAUGAUUCGUGCUGGUCGUAUCAACUUGACUAUCCUGGGCGCUAUGCAGGUUUCUGCCAACGGUGAUCUGGCCAACUGGAUGUUGCCCGGCAAGGUCAAGGGCUUUGGAGGAGCCAUGGAUCUGGUCAGUAAUCCGCAGAAGACCAAGGUUGUCGUGACCAUGGAGCAUACGGAUAAGAAGGGCAAUCCCAAGAUUGUCAAGCAGUGCGCGUUCCCCCUCACGGGACCGAGGUGUGUGUCGAGGAUUAUUACUGAGUUGUGCGUCUUCGAUGUCGACUUCGGCAAGGGUCUUACUCUUGUUGAGAUUGCUGAUGGUGUCACCGUUGAUGAGAUCAAGGCCAAGACUGAGGCUCCCUUUGUCGUUGCCGAUGAUCUUAAGCCCAUGCUUUAA